UCCCCGACGAAGGAAGGAAGGGAAGGGAAGGAAGAUGAGCACCGGCGAGCUCCUCGACAUCGAGCCCUUGGAGCUCAAGUUCCCCUUCGAGCUGAAGAAGCAGAUCUCGUGUUCUCUCCAGCUGUCGAACAAGACCGACAGCUACGUCGCUUUCAAGGUGAAAACGACCAAUCCGAAGAAAUACUGCGUUCGCCCAAACACGGGGGUCGUCUUGCCUCGGUCGACAUGCGAUGUCAUAGUUACUAUGCAAGCGCAAAAGGAGGCUCCUGCUGACAUGCAAUGCAAAGAUAAAUUUCUUCUACAGAGUGUGAAGGUGAAUGAUGGCACGACUGCAAAGGAUAUUACUGCUGAAAUGUUCAAUAAGGAGUCAGGCAAUGUGGUCGAGGAAUGCAAAUUGCGGGUGGUUUACGUUGCGCCUCCUCAGCCACCUUCUCCAGUUCCAGAAGGAUCAGAAGAAGGUUCUUCGCCAAGGGGUUCCGUGUCUGACAAUGGCAACAUCAAUGGUUCUGAGGUGGCUUCUGUUACAAGAUUGUAUGACGAGCUUCAAGAUAAAUCUGUCGAGGCAAGAGCUCUGAUAAAAAAGUUGACAGAGGAAAAGAAUAAUGCUCUUCAACAAAGUAACAAGCUUCGUCAAGAACUGGAGCUGCUAAGGCGGGAGGGCAGCAAAAGCCAAGGCGGCAUCUCGUUUAUGAUUGUUGUCGUUAUCGGUUUGCUUGGCAUCAUCUUGGGGUACUUCAUGAAGAAGACAUAAUGAGAAGUACCGGAUUAAAUUCUCACAAUAUUUUCUCUCCUGGCGUUCCUCUUUGUUUCCGAUCUUCAGGGAAGGGAUGACGAAAGGAAACAAAACAAUGAACAAGGGGUGGUUUCUCUCCUGGCGUUCCUCUUUUGUUUUGUUUUUUCAUGUUGUGAAGUUAACCAAUUGAAUUCAGGUGGAGUCAUGGGUCUGUAGCUGCUGGAACUCGGGAUCGGUAGUUAGCGAGUUCUUUUCGUUGUCGAUGCAUUCUUUUUUGCUGUAACUUGAAGAGGAUGAUUGAUCGGUCUGUUUAUUUUUCUCUUUUCUUUUGUUUCUUUUUUUUUGGUGGUUAGAACUUUUGGGAGAUAGCUGUGAAAUGUCCUGACUAGUAACUGUUAAAUAAAUCUAUCCUUUUAAUGCUCGCCUGCA
This is a messenger RNA of Syzygium oleosum, 1162 nucleotides long. RefSeq names its product vesicle-associated protein 1-1-like. Gene Ontology annotation, biological process: endoplasmic reticulum membrane organization. Gene Ontology annotation, cellular component: plasma membrane; endoplasmic reticulum membrane. Lineage: Eukaryota; Viridiplantae; Streptophyta; Magnoliopsida; Myrtales; Myrtaceae. The record is from RefSeq and is a predicted model, not a curated record. Bases 35 to 751 code for a protein of 238 amino acids. The transcript is spliced from 8 exons.